AUAUUAGGUAUAUAAAAAUGGGAAAGAAGACGAAGAAAAAUGUGAAUAAGGGAACUGCUGAAUCAAAGUUGAAAUCAGAAGUUGAUGAACCAACCGUAGUUUCAGCCACUGUAUCUUUAGCUGGUGUAGGAGACACUGUAAACAAGAAAGAGACUAAGGACGGAGCAGUAGUCAAUAUAGAAACUAUGUCUACAACGGAAAAUACUGCAGCGAAACGUGUCCGAAACCCUACAGGAGCAAUUAAAGAUAGCACAUCUGACAUUACACGAGCUGAGAUUCAACCUGUGAGGAACAUGUGUCCUGCAUCUGACAAGAUUUCCAGAGCGGAGAUUCAACCUGUGAGGAACAUGUGUCCUGCAUCUGACAAGAUUACUGGAGAUAAGAUUCAACCUGUGAGGAACAUGUGUCCUGCAUCUGACAAGAUUACUAGAGCUGAGAUUCAACCUGCGAGGAACAUAUGCCCUGCAUCUGACAAGAUUACUGGAGCUGAGAUUCAACCUGUGAGGAACAUGUGUCCUGCAUCUGACAAGAUUACUAGGGCUGAGAUUCAACCUGUGAGGAACAUAUGCCCUGCAUCUGACAAGAUUACUGGAGCUGAGAUUCAACCUGUGAGGAACAUGUGUCCUGCAUCUGACAAGAUUACUAGAGCUGAGAUUCAACCUGUGAGGAACAUAUGCCAUGCAUCUGACAAGAUUACUGGAGCUGAGAUUCAACCUGUGAGGAACAUGUGUCCUGCAUCUGACAAGAUUACUAGAGCUGAGAUUCGACCUGUGAGGAACAUGUGUGCUGCAUCUGACAAGAUUACUAGAGCCGAGACUCAACCUGUGAGGAACAUGUGUCCUGCAUCUGACAAGAUUACCAGAGCUGAGAUUCAACCUGUGAGGAACAUGUGUCCUGCAUCUGACAAGAUUAUUAGAGCUGAGAUUCAACCUGUGAGGAACAUGUGUCCUGCAUCUGACAAGAUUAUUAGAGCUGAGAUUCAACCUGUGAGGAACAUGUGUGCUGCAUCUGACAAGAUUACUAGAGCUGAGACUCAACCUGUGAGGAACUCAAGUUCAACUUCUGUAGGAACUGAGUCUAAUAUCAGGAUGGAGAUGUGUCCGAUGACUGUAGGAGGUGCAAAUCCAACCAUGGUUAAUGUGUUUUCUUCAACUAAAGAGAACAACAAUGAAGUACAGAAUGAAGCAAUAAUACAAAACCGUUCUGUGUCCAUUGCUGAUCACCGAACAAGGGGCAAGAAGCGACCGGAGGAUAACAAGAACGACAAGCUGCCUGGAAUCAAAAAUCAAGAUAAUGACUUGGAUACUGAACAUAAGAAAGAAGUUGACGAUCAAACUAAGGCUGAGAUGAAUCCUGUCUCUACCGGAAAAGUAAUCCUGGCAAAAGAAGAAGACGCUGAGAGUGAGAGGAAUAAAGAAAAGGUUUGGAACCUGAGUACAAAUGAGAAUAAGAUCAGAUGUAAUGAGAACAAGCUUAAGAUGGAUGGGAAAGCUGAGUAUACUAUCCAUAAGGAAAACUUGAACCAAGAGGUUGUGCAGAAGGGAUCAGAAGUUGGGGUAGUUCCUGUAUCAACCAGACAGUAUUGGGAUCAUGGUUCUGGACCUAAGGUUAUUCAUGGUCGAUAUCACAAUCCAAACCGUUAUCGAAGCUUACAAGAUGGAAUGCUUGAAAACCAGUACGAUAUCAAUUACAGGAGGUAUAAUGCCCCAGCUCUAAGGAAGUUUAAUCCAGUCGGAGAAACUGAAAGACGACGCUAUGACAAUUUUCCUCCCUCACACCGUCGUGGCGGGAAGAGAGGAGCUCACAUUAGUAGAGGAGAUCAUUGGCAAGGUCCCAACAAACAGAGCGGAGGCUAUCCGGGACGCUCAGGAAUACAGUCGACUCCCAAUGAUUUUCGACCUAGGGAAUUCUUUCAUGAAAGUACUCCAAGGUUUUUCAAUCCAGGUUUUCAAGUGUUCAGUGAUCCAUCUGUUCCUGCUCAUCCUACUCCUUACUAUCCGAACCCUGAUCCGUAUACCAUAGUUGGAGCUGGUGCUCAAGGUUCGCACACUCAGCUCAUUUACUCCAAUGAUUAUCAGAUUGAUCCGAGUCAAGAUCAUAGCUGGUCUGACAGAGAUCGAUCCCCUAACGGAAUCCAGUUUCAGGAAAUGAUAAAAGGUCAAGAUAUGCUGAGAAUGAACGUCAAUGUACCAGAGUUUGUGCCAAGAUUUCCAGUUCCGGUUCCACACUUUCUCCUUCCUCAAGAUCAAGCAGAUUAUAUGUUUGACGCCAGUAAUAUUGAUGUAUUCAACCCACCAGAUCUGUUCAACAACACAGCUCUUCCAACAUUUUUGGGGUCACCAGUCUUUGUUACAGAAGUUCAGUGUUCUAACACAUUCAUGGAGGAUAAGGUAGAAUUCGUCUCUGUAGACCUCGCCUGUAAUGUACAGCAAAGAGGAGACCAUGAUACAGAAGAGUAUGAGGGUAAAGACCUUGAAAUGCCGACAGAAACUAAAAGAGAAGGAACGAAUAUCAUGGGAGUACCAUCUACCAACCCAGUAGUACAAACAAGGAACACUGAAGUACAAUCUAGCAACACUGAAGUACAAUCAAGCAACACUGGAGUAAAUUCCCGUAAGAAGAUCAAGAAAGUUCAAAAGGAAUUUGGUAAAAAAGAGUCUGUGGAAAAGAAAACAGAUGUGCCUAAAGACAAGAUGGAGAACGAUGUACCCGAUGGCAAGAGCGGAAAAGAUUUAGAUUUGGAACCAAACAGGAUUACUGUUCACCAAGAAAUUCCAAAGGAGAUCACAACCAUUAAACAUCCUCUGCACCGGAACUGGACUCUUUGGUACUGUAAGCAGCAGGCUGGUAAGGAUUGGAACGAUUGUCAAAUGAAGAUUAUGGAUUUCAACACUGUGGAGGAUUUCUGGGCUCUCUACAACUAUACACAAUCUGUUGCUGAAAUUUAUAAUGCUGAUUACAGUAUCUUCAGAGAAGGCAUCUUCCCCUGCUGGGAUGACAAGAUGAACAAGAAUGGGGGUCGCUGGGUCUACUCAUACAGACACGAUGACAGAAACGGGAGUGAAACUCUGGAAAUGCUGUGGAAAUUUUUGGUUCUUGGUCUGAUUGGUGAAAAUGGUCCAGCACCUGUACAUAACCAGAUGAACGGUGUGGUGGUAAGUGUCAGAGAUUUGCACAAGCCUAGUAAACUGGGAGUCUGGGUCAACAGUGACGGAACCUACAACAGGAUGCAGAUCCUAUCUUAUGUUCUCGAGGCAUUAGCUCUGGUUUUGGAUAAGAAGUGGGUGUUCACCAAAUUCAACGAGUUGAACACCACUGACAGCAGCAAGAAGAAGAGAUUCCAGAAUUAAGUCUGAUUCAGAAGCUUUAUGUACAUUGUACAAUCAAUGUUAUUUUUUAAUUUUUUUUUCUUGGUUUUUGAUUGUUUGCGUACAUACAACAUUAUUUCUGUUAUGAAUAUUAGGCAUGUGCUCUUAACUUUGAAUUUAGUUAAAAACUGUUAAGAAAAUUUAUUCUUGUGAUAAUUUUUACAAUAUUUUCAGA
Molecule: messenger RNA, 3543 nt
Organism: Eurytemora carolleeae
Lineage: Eukaryota; Metazoa; Arthropoda; Copepoda; Calanoida; Temoridae
Exons: 14
Coding region: 18-3350 (1110 amino acids)
Biological process (GO): translational initiation
Cellular component (GO): eukaryotic translation initiation factor 4F complex
Molecular function (GO): translation initiation factor activity; RNA 7-methylguanosine cap binding
Source: RefSeq, a predicted model, not a curated record